AUUUCUCUCCCCUCCUCUCCCUCGCUUUCGCUCUUCCCUCCAAAACCGCUCCUUUGUCCUCCUCGGUUUCCACCCUCCAAACCCCCACCUCUCCGCGGGACCGGACGGCGGGCAUCCGAUGGCCAUCAUGCCCUCACCACCUCGGAUCCGCCAGACCAGCACCGGCGGCGAUGGCGACGACGACCUCCUGCCGCCGACGGAGCAUUACUCCUUGGAGGCCCCCACCACCUGGUACGAGUCCCUCUCCUCCCUGGCGGCCCCCGCCAAGGAGCCUUAUUCUUCUUCUUCCGCCUCCCAUGACCGUCCCGUCCGCGUCUAUGCCGAUGGGAUCUACGAUCUCUUCCACUUCGGCCACGCUCGCGCCCUGGAGCAGGCCAAGAAAUUGUUCCCUAAUACCUAUUUACUAGUUGGGUGCUGCAGUGAUGAAAUUACUUAUACAUACAAAGGAAAAACUGUCAUGACAGAAGCUGAGCGUUACGAGUCCCUACGCCACUGCAAGUGGGUUGAUGAAGUUAUUCCUGAUGCUCCAUGGGUCAUCACCCAAGAGUUCAUUGACAAGCACAACAUAGACUAUGUGGCUCAUGACUCCCUACCAUAUGCUGAUGCUAGUGGAGCUGGUAAAGAUGUCUAUGAGUUUGUCAAAGCAAUUGGAAAAUUUAAAGAAACAAAGCGUACAGAUGGCAUUUCAACAUCAGAUAUAAUCAUGAGGAUUGUUAAAGACUACAAUGAAUAUGUGAUGCGAAAUUUAGCUCGUGGAUACACAAGGAAGGACCUCGGUGUGAGCUAUGUGAAGGAGAAGCAAUUGAGAGUGAACAUGGGAAUAACAAAAUUGCGUGAGAAAGUGAAGGAACAUCAGGAAAAGGCUUCCAUAUGGUUAAUAAGGCUUCUCCCCCAGCUGCAAUAUGAGGAUUAUUUCAAAAGGUGGGAGUUCAUGACCAUUCUUAUGAAACUUCAUCAUGCAGUUGCAUACGGUGGCAAAGACAGCAGGGAUGCAUCACAGCGAGUGGGUGGAAAAUGCAGACCGCUGGGUUGCUGGCUUUCUUGAGAAGUUUGAGGAAGGGUGUCACAUGAUGGAAACUGCAAUUAAGGACCGGAUUCAUGAGGGAUUGAAGAGGCAGUCAAGCAAAUAAUGGACUAGCCUUCUGGAGGAAUCGGUAGGCUCAAGAGGUUCUCUAUGAAAUUAAUCCUUACCCACAGGAAAAGUUAGAGAACUGAGAUAUGGGUAGCAUGGUGGCUAUUUUUUUUUCUUGUUUUCUUUUUCUACACUGUUCCAUCCCCCUGUAAUAUCAGCUUGUCAGGUGGGAUCAACAUCCAUCAAAUAAUGGAGCAGCUGUUGCUGCUGUUGUUGCAAAUUCCAUCCUUUGCUUUGGUGUGCUACCACUGCUAAAGCAGUUGGAAAGGAGGCUAAUCUCACAUGGUCAUGCAAGCAGAAAAUAAUGCAUUGUUAAUCAUAUUUAUUUUCUUUUAUUCUUGGUUUGUGUUAUGACCACUUCUUUUUUUUUUUUUUCUGUGUGCCUGUUCAGUGUGAUGCUUUCCGUGGAUCCAUACUUUUAUUUGUUCCAUACUUCUAUUGGUUCUAUCAGCAACAAGCUUGGAAUAUUAGCAAAAUUCUGUGGAAGGUUGAUGUCAAAUUGACAUUUUCUGGAGCCCUGGAGACUUUCUGUGGUCAGAUGCUGACCCCAUUUUUGUGGGAAAAGACUAGAAAACAAGCCCUGGACACCCAUUCAGGGCUUCAGUAGUCCAAACUUUCCAUGGAAUUAUGAAUCAAUGUAUGAUCACAUAUUCUAUAAAAAAUAUGCAGGGUUCUGGACAAUUUAUUCCUUUAGAAAACAA
Messenger RNA from Elaeis guineensis (African oil palm), 1833 nucleotides. NCBI's taxonomy places the organism in Eukaryota, Viridiplantae, Streptophyta, Magnoliopsida, Arecales, Arecaceae. The record is from RefSeq and is a predicted model, not a curated record.